CAUCGUUCUUCUCUUUGAGGUCGGGAGGGAAAAAGAACGACGGGAAAAGUUAGAGACCUAGCUCCAGAUCUCCUCCUAGGGUUCAAAACACCCCGAGAAACUAUAGAUCGAUUAGCAAAUUUUGAGAAACUCUUGUGAGAUUCUGCUUCUAUUCCUAAUUUCCCGCCCUGCCGGCUCAGGUCUUUAUUUGUAAGUAUCCGAUUCUUUGAUGCGAAGCGAGUUUCUCUGCAGAUGAUUCCAGAGAUCAUUCUUCCCCCGGAGAGGGACCUUUCUAUCUCCCCCACCAGCUCGCGUUCAGUGACGGAGACCGUGAAUGGAUCGCACAAGUUUGUGAUCCAGGGUUAUUCCCUAGCGAAGGGCAUGGGAAUCGGGAAGCACAUCGCGAGCGACACCUUCACGGUGGGGGGUUACCAAUGGGCGGUCUAUUUUUACCCGGAUGGCAAGAAUCCGGAGGAUAAUUCGACCUAUGUGUCCGUCUUCAUCGCGCUUGCGAGCGAGGGGACGGAUGUAAGGGCUCUUUUCGAGCUCACGCUUGUGGAUCAGAGCGGGAAGGGGAAGCACAAGGUGCAUAGCCACUUCGAUCGGUCUUUGGAGAGUGGACCUUACACGCUCAAGUAUCGCGGAAGUAUGUGGGGUUAUAAACGCUUUUUCAGACGAGCUGCACUGGAGACAUCAGAUUACCUCAAGGAUGAUUGCUUGAAAAUAAAUUGCACUGUUGGCGUUGUGGUCUCAGUAAUGGAUUGUCCUAGGUUACACUCUAUACAGGUUCCUGAGUCUGAUAUGGGGCUGCAUUUUGGAUUGCUUCUGGAAAAGCAAGAAAGUUCAGAUGUCAUUUUUGAUGUGGCUGGGGAAAAAAUUCAUGCUCACAAGCUUGUUUUGGCUGCUCGUUCUCCUAUCUUUAGAAGUAUGUUUUUUGAUGGGCCUGAUGAGGCUCUUAGUGAGAUAGUUAUUACAGAUUUAGAGCCAAAGGUAUUUAAGGCAAUGCUGCAUUUUAUUUACAAAGACACUCUAGAUGAAGAUGAUGUCCCUGUUGGAUCCGGGUCUCCAGGAAUUUCGGUGUCAGACACAUUGGCCGCAAAAUUGUUAGCUGCAGCAGACAAGUAUGGCUUGGCAAGGCUGCGGUUGAUGUGUGAGUCUUACCUGUGCAAGGAUAUAUCUGUUAACUCUGUUGCUGGCACUCUUGCAUUGGCUGAUCGUUUUCAUGCCAUGGAACUAAAGGCUGCUUGCCUCAGGUUUGCUGCUGAAAACCUUUCAGCUGUUAUGCGCUCAAGUGGGUUUGAAUAUCUAAAAGAGAAUUGCCCCUCGCUGCAGUCUGAGCUUCUGAAGAUCAUCGCCGGGUGUGAAGAGGAAUGCAGCAGCGGCGGGAAGAGUCGUAGCGUUUGGGCCCAGCUGUCCGAUGGUGGAGAUUCCAACGGUCGGAGGGUGAGGCAACGGACAUAAAAACACAAAAACUCGAUUGCUUGUUAUCUGAUGAGGGAGCAUUGUGUUGCGCAAUUAAAGGAUUGGGGAAUUGCUUAAAGCCUGAUUGUAUCUGUAGCUUUUCUUGUGGAUAUUGGUGUGAGUUGAUGAAGUACUUUAGGUCUUUCUGCAGCUGCUGGUAUGAAUGUAUUUGUCGGUGAUAGGACAAUACUGAACAUUAAAACAUGAAAGCUGCAUUGUAGCAUAAUCAAAUUUACUUUUGCAUA
This is a messenger RNA of Phalaenopsis equestris, 1685 nucleotides long. Its product is annotated as BTB/POZ and MATH domain-containing protein 4-like. The coding region runs from base 232 to 1440 and encodes 402 amino acids. Gene Ontology annotation, molecular function: protein binding. The transcript is spliced from 4 exons. NCBI's taxonomy places the organism in Eukaryota, Viridiplantae, Streptophyta, Magnoliopsida, Asparagales, Orchidaceae. Gene Ontology annotation, biological process: protein ubiquitination. The record is from RefSeq and is a predicted model, not a curated record.